This is a messenger RNA of Rangifer tarandus platyrhynchus (Svalbard reindeer), 975 nucleotides long. Lineage: Eukaryota; Metazoa; Chordata; Mammalia; Artiodactyla; Cervidae. The record is from the annotation of a GenBank genome assembly.
AUGAGGGAGCCUGAGAUCCUCCAAGCCAGGAUGAAGACAUGGUCCGGACCCUUUGACCAUCUCCCCCUCCUCCACACGAAACGCAAAAGCCAGGAGGAGGACUUCACCAGCGCCUGCAACUUCAAUGCCAAAGGUCUCCAAGGUCUCCAGAACUGUGGUCUCCCAGAGUCCGUCAGGGCAGAAGGCAAAAACCCGUCCCGAAAGCCUGAGGGUUGUGGACGAGGAAGGAAUGGGAUGCCCAGAUCUCCCGGGGCUGCGAUCCCGGGUCACUAUGGAUCGCACCGGCCCCUAAAAAGCCGGGCCCAAGCCGGUACUGCCACCUCCCCCGGACUCGACCGAGCACAUUCUCUCGCCCGGAGACCCAUUGUUCUGGCCUGUGCUCACCUGGCGUCGGCCCCCGCCGCGGGGCACCUUGUCCAGAUGCGGCCCGCCGGCUGUAGCAGAGUAGGGAACGCGGCGCGCAUCAGCCGCUCCUGGGCGCGCGGGUCAGGUUCUCAGCAGCGCUUUGCCGGCUUUGCGCCUCGCUUGGCCCGGGCCAUUCGGCCGGCCCCGCCCGCCCGCGGCGCUCCUCCCCCCGCCCGCCUCCCGCCAUCCAAACCGGCUGCGCCGGCCGGCAACACCUCCUCCGGCGCCUUGCCCACGGGCGAGCGAGCCGCAGAACCGCCCGGUGCAGCGCAGCCUCUGAGCGCCGGGCGCCGCCGGACUCAGCCCGCCCCCUACGCACGCGACGGCCUCGGGAGGGGCGCCGCGCCGCACGCUGGGGAUUGUAGUCCGCGCGCCGUGCGCCCCCGCCAGGCCGGGAGGAGGCAGGCGGGCUCUUCCUGGACCCCCACUCCCCCCAACCCUUGGGCGCCCGGACGUGGGGGAGGGCACCCCCACCCCGACUGCACCACUGGCGAGGAUUCCGGGAAUCCGCGCCCAGACACUGGCAAAGAGUUCGGCAAAGGCCCCGCGCCGCACCUAGAAGGGCGCUAA